AACCAAAACGUAGUUGGAGUCUAGCAAGGCUAAACACUUCAGGACACUUCCUCACUUACUUGGAAAGAAGAUUCAUGGAACAGUGGCAUUCAUAAAAGAAGACAUUUUUACUUCUUUUUUAAAUUAUUUUUCUUUUCCCCUCCCUUUUUUAAAUAUAAUUGAUCUAUAGAGUGAAAUAGCAGCAUAUUGGGAACAAAUUUAUUUGGAUGGGCAUGGUGACACUUUUUGCUCUCUAUUCCAGCAUGGGACUCUGGUCCAGGAUACCUCCAACCUCUGCCAGCUCCCUCAUGAUAUUGUUCCUUGUGAAACAGCAUUUUCACUCCCAGGCCAAAGGUUCUCUGCUGGAAAAAACCACUACUGGAUGGAACAAAUAUAAACAGGAAUGCUUGAAGAUGCUGCAGGAAUCGUCUGUAGAUAAUGGAGUACAUUGCAAUGGGACAUUUGAUCAAUUUGUUUGCUGGCCUUACUCACCCCCAGGAAAUGUCUCUGUUCCUUGUCCUUCGUAUUUGCCAUGGCUGGAAAAUGGAAGUGUAGGACAUGUAUACAGAGUCUGCUUGGAUGAAGGGAUUUGGCAAACAAAGGAAAAUUCCACAGACAUUUGGCGGGAUAGUUCAGAAUGUUCUGAGAAAAAUCAUUUCCAAAAAAAUGAAGAAGAACAUAAACUACUCACCACAUUACAGCUGUUAUACACUAUAGGAUAUUACUUUUCCCUCAUCUCACUGGUAUUAGCUCUGCUUAUACUUUCUUUACUCAGAAAACUUCACUGCACAAGGAACUACAUUCAUAUGAAUUUAUUUGCAUCCUUUAUCUUGCGUGCUGCAGCAGUUCUUAUCAAAGACUCUGUGUACUACAACAUUUACUCCAAAAGACCAAAUGAUGAAACUGGAUGGAUAUUAUACCUCAGCCCAGAGAUUGUAAUCAUUUGCAGGACUGCCCAGUUUUUCAUGCAUUACUUUGUCGGGGCAAAUUAUUUCUGGCUAUUGGUAGAAGGAAUUUAUCUGCACACAUUAUUGAUAACUGUGGUGCUCUCUGAAAGACGACUGCUGCAGACAUACAUUGUGAUAGGAUGGGUUGUUCCAAUCCUCUUUGUGGGCCCUUGGGGAAUAAGCAGAUCCAAACUGGAGAACACCGGGUGCUGGGGAACAAAUGAACACAUGGGGAUCUGGUGGAUCAUCCGAGGACCAAUGUUGUUUUCCAUUGCAGUUAACUUUGUCAUCUUCUUAAAAAUUCUCAGAAUGCUGAUUUCCAAACUAAAAGCUCAGCAAAUGAGCUUUCAUGACUACAAAUACAGAUUGGCAAGAUCUACACUUGUGCUGAUUCCAUUGUUGGGGAUCCACGAAUUUGUAUUUACCUUCAUCACUGAUGAACAGGUGGAAGGACUUUCAAGGCAUAUAAGACUUUUCAUUCAGCUGACAAUGAGCUCAUUUCAUGGAUUUUUGGUAGCAGUUCUUUACUGCUUUGCUAAUGGAGAGGUGAAAGCAGAGCUGCAGAAGCAGUGGUCCCGUUUCCUUCUGGCAGAUCCCUUUGGCUGCAAGCUCUGCUUUCUCGGGGAAAACAUAAAAUACCUCAGGAAAUGUUCCCAGAAAAGGAAGAAACAGCACCUCAGCAGCAAGCACCACUUCUGCCUGGAGGUGAGCAAGCCCUGGGACGUGCAGCUGCAGCAGGGGCUGGGGAGGACAGAGGCCAGCCCAGGGCUGCCCCAGAUGAGCAUGUCCGACAGCAGCGAGGGAGAGGUGACCACAGCAGAGACCACCGAGGAAGUCUUUGAGGAAAGUGAAAUUUAGGAAGCCGUGCCCUGGGACAGCACCUGCCACCAGCCAGGCUUGGGGAAGGUCUCUCACUCCAGGCUGUCCAGAGCUCUGGGAUGUGCAGUGCAAGGACGAGCAGUUGAUGUCCCAGGUGUUCCAGUUUUCUCCAUCUGAGAAAAACAUUAUUUAUGUGGAUACUGCUGACCUGUGUGCCUGGGGAGAAGAGCUCUUCUGGAUGGAGCAUCUUUGCUUUGAGCUGACAUUUUGCCUUUUGUGAUGUGCACAAGGAAGCAGGAUGAACUCUGGAAUAAGCAGGCUCUGGACACACACUUUGUCAGCUUCAUCCAUACACGACUGGCUUUGAGUCAUGUCAUGUCAUGAGAAGUCCUUGGUUUUUCUCUUUCAUAGGAGUGGUUCAUAAAUAGAGAAAUUUGUGUGGAAGACUCCUUCCUUCACAGACUGAAAUCACACCCCAUCUCAAGAAAACCACCCCAACUUUAGAACAAACCAGACCAAACAUAUAUUUACAUAAAACCCAAAAAAUAAACUUGGGAAGAACCAAGCUUUUGCUUGCGUUUUUGAGCACCUCCACUUAAAGUUUAGUGCUGGAAAUGUCAUUAUGAAAUGAAAACCCAAACUACUUUCAUGGAAUAUGCCCAAAUG
Molecule: messenger RNA, 2411 nt
Organism: Sturnus vulgaris (Common starling)
Lineage: Eukaryota; Metazoa; Chordata; Aves; Passeriformes; Sturnidae
Gene: GLP2R
Product: glucagon like peptide 2 receptor
Biological process (GO): adenylate cyclase-modulating G protein-coupled receptor signaling pathway; cell surface receptor signaling pathway
Cellular component (GO): plasma membrane
Molecular function (GO): glucagon receptor activity; peptide hormone binding
Source: RefSeq, a predicted model, not a curated record